Archocentrus centrarchus (flier cichlid) is the source of this 924-nucleotide messenger RNA. Its product is annotated as olfactory receptor 142-like. Gene Ontology annotation, cellular component: membrane. Gene Ontology annotation, biological process: G protein-coupled receptor signaling pathway; detection of chemical stimulus involved in sensory perception of smell. The record is from RefSeq and is a predicted model, not a curated record. Gene Ontology annotation, molecular function: odorant binding; G protein-coupled receptor activity; olfactory receptor activity. The coding region runs from base 1 to 924 and encodes 307 amino acids. NCBI's taxonomy places the organism in Eukaryota, Metazoa, Chordata, Actinopteri, Cichliformes, Cichlidae. The transcript has a single exon.
AUGAAUGUUACGCAGAUUACAUACUUCACUCUAAGUCCCUACUUUGAGAUUGGGGUAUACAAAUACUUGUAUUUCCUCAUUAUUCUGACUGCUUAUGUUGCAAUUAUCUGUGGCAACCUCUUGCUGAUUGUGGUUAUCUGUGUGAACAGAAGCUUACAUGAACCUAUGUAUGUGUUUCUGUGCAGCCUGUUUGUAAAUGAGCUGUAUGGUAGUACAGGGCUGUUUCCAUUCCUCCUGAUUCAGAUCCUCUCUGAUGUUCACACUGUUUCUGUUUCAUUUUGUUUCCUGCAGGUUUUCUGUGUGUAUACUUACGGUUGUGUAGAGUUUAUAAAUUUAGUCAUCAUGUCUUAUGACAGAUAUUAUGCCAUCUGCUGUCCUCUACAAUAUAAAUCAUACAUGACACAUAAAACAGUUGCCUUGCUGAUUUCGGUAACAUGGUUAUUCCCUUUUAUUACGAUUGUCAUCCUGAUAUCUUUGAGUGCUCCUCUGCAGCUCUGUGGAAACAUCAUUAACAAAGUUUUCUGUGGAAACUAUGCCAUUGUUAAACUGGCCUGCUCUGACACCAGCAUCAAUAACAUCUUUGGACUCAUUUACACUUUCAUCUCAGUCAUUGUUCCCCUCAUUUUAAUCCUGUACACCUACAUGAGGAUCCUGAAAGUCUGUUUUUCUGGUUCCAAACAGACCCGACAGAAAGCCGUCAGCACCUGUACGCCUCACCUGGCUUCCAUUUUCAACUUUUCUUUUGGUUGCUGUUUUCAGAUAUUACAGAGCAGAUUUGAUACAAACAGGGUGUCGAAUGUUUGGGGCAUUUUAUCAUCAUUAUACUUUCUGACAUGUCAGCCACUGUUCACACCAGUACUGUAUGGGCUGAAAAUGACCAAAAUACGCAUCGCAUAUAAACAGCUGUUUUUUGGUAAAAUGUAG